AUGGCCAUGGCUGGCACAGGGAAACAGCUGGACAACAAUGAUGACGCUCCUCCCACUCCACAGAGACCGGUGUCCUCCUUGCUGUCUCACUUUGAGAAUCUUUCUCACCGCAGAGCUCCCUCUGCUGUAGCUGCCAGCCCGCACACUUCCACAACGCAUUUACGGGCAACCCCGGAGCCUAGCGAUGACCUCAGAUCCUCCAGCCGUGCUUCGCUCGAUUUGCCCCGGCCACAUUCCCCAUGGACCCCGGCUGAGGAGAGACAAAACCCGCUUCAGCAGUCGAAUGGUGAGAACUUCCGGGACCGUGGGUUCUCCGGCAGACGAUAUGGCCGGCCCAUCUCUAUGAACUUCCAUCGUUCAUCGCCACAGCUACCGCCAACCUUGACAGUACAGUCGCCUCAAUCGCCGCCGCGCGGACAAGAUCGCGAUGAAGUUUGGACUCCGCAUGGUGAGAGCCGCAAGACACGGAGUCCAGGCCAUCGCCCGCGAGAAUCGAUGUCCGUCUCGCCGGCACCACCUCGCCCGCUCUCCCCGAUACCGAAGUUCGGACCAUCUGUUAAUGCAGGGGAUGCAAUGCCUCGGGCGUCACCUGGGUCUCUCCGCGUCAAUCUCACUGGGAGUCCGGCGGACCGGAAAUUAAAAAGCGCCUCGUUGCCACCCCCAGCUAACCGCGCAUCAAAGCCCAAAAUCCCGGCGAAACCGGCUAUGUUUUCUCACUCGGACACCAGCACGUUGAAUCCUCGAUCAGGACGAGCAUCACCCGAUCGAAGUGUUUCACCUUUUAGCACCCCUCCUGGGAGCCCGGAGAAGCAUAUCCCGAAGCCGCAAUCUACUGAGAAGAGCAGUGCUAGGCCGGCACCAGCUCGGCCAGCACCAGCUCGGCCAACGACGGAGCCACCGAUUGGACGUUCAUUCGAUGAACGAUCGCCUGUUCCGUCUGCGAGUGCCAGGCAUGACGUUAGAGAGAUGAGAUUCUCAAGGACUCCUCCUGGCCCAGAGCCCUCACGGGCGUCCAAGCCCUUGAUGGUGCAGAUUCCAUCUGCUCCCGUAGACGCUCCGAUGUCUGCUGCCACUGCUACCCCUCUUUCGGCGCAGAAAUUCCGAGCCAGUGAUAUUCCCUACGACCGCCCAGGGCUUCCUCCUCGACCCUCUGGGGCUCCCCGCCGAAGUGGAGUCUCCCCCGUGCGAGAGUCUCCCAGGCAUCUAAGCACCCCUGCGCAGCUGACACCGAUUGCCAGAUCUGCACCUGCUUUCCCGCGUGCUAGCGAAUCCUCAGCCCCAAAACCAAUCCAGCGGCAACCCUCUAUACCCCGCGAAUCUCACCUGUCUUCUUCUCUUCCCGAGCGGCGCGUGGUGCGUACAGACACGGAGGAAGAAGAGCAAGCUGAAGAGCCAGCUAUCUCACGGACCGACUAUCCCGAUGCCUCAAAAGCUAACCGUCGACCCCCACGCUUUAAAUCUGGACCGAAAGAUAUCUUGACGAAGUAUGAUACCCGUUUGCUGGCUGUGUGUGGCAAGUAUGUGUGCACGACCGGGUAUCUGACUCGGGUAUGGGAUCUUACAACUGGUGACCAAGUUAUGAGUCUCAGCCACGGCGAGACUGUGAAAAGUUUAUCUCUUGCUUUCAAGCCAGGGAAAGGUCUUGAAGACGAGGGCGAGCGCAUCUGGCUCGGUACCAGCGCUGGAGAUCUUCAUGAAGUCGAUAUCCCGAGCCAAUCCAUCGUGGCAACCCGCGCAUACCCCUCCCGCCGAGAAGUCAUCCAAAUCUUGCGACAUAAGAAAGAAAUAUGGACGUUUGAUGACGAAGGCCGGCUGCUUGUUUGGUUGCCAGACGAGACCGGCACACCUAACUUGCAAUACAGCUACCACAGCCCUUCCGAACGUGUAGCCCGAGGCCACACAUUCUCUAUGGUAGUUGAUGACAAGCUGUGGCUGGCAGCAGGGAAAGAUGUCCAUGUAUAUCGCCCUAAUGCACGGGAUGAUAUCUCAUUCAAGGUCUUCAAACGACCUCUCGGUCUUCAGCACUCAGGCGAUGUGACCUCCGGUUCCUAUACCACGCGAGAUGGAGGUCGGGUAUAUUUGGGACACGCAGACGGCAAGGUUACUGUGUAUUCCUCAACCGAUUUUACUUGCUUGGCGGUGGUAAACGUCAGUGUGUACAAAAUCAACUGCCUUGGAUUUGUCGGAGACUAUCUUUGGGCUGCGUAUAAAACCGGCAUGAUCUACGUUUACGAUGUGUCCACCAACCCGUGGACUGUGAAGAAAGACUGGCGUGCCCACGACAGUCCCGUAUCCAGCUUCGUGUUAGACAUGAGCAGCGUAUGGACCAUGAAUCGCCUGCAGGUGACUUCUCUCGGCACUGAUAAUUGCAUUCGCCUCUGGGACGGAAUGCUCGAGGAUGAUUGGUUGGAUGCGCGGAUGCACGCCAGAGACGUGGAGUUCUGCAACUUCCGAGAAAUCAAGGCUGUCGUCUUGACUUGGAACGCGGGAGCUUCUACCCCUGGCAGUGUGCGAACGUCAGAUUUCAUCCGAAAUGCAGUCACUCCCGAAGACCCGCCUGAGAUCGUGAUAUUUGGGUUCCAGGAGUUGGUUGAUCUGGAGAAUAAGAAAAUCACAGCUAAGAGCUUGCUGCUUGGUAGUAAAAAGAAAGAGAACGGCGAGAAGGAACACAUGAGUCGUCAGUAUCGAGUAUGGAUCGAUCAUCUUACUCGUACUCUUCACGAAUGCAUGCCUCUCGAGGAAUCCUACGUUCUUUUGCAUUCUGCGAACAUGGUGGGACUGUUUACUUGCGUUUUCGUUAAACACAAGGAACGCCAUAAUAUCAAAAACGUCAGUGCUUCGGAGAUUAAGCGCGGGAUGGGCGGUUUACAUGGAAACAAGGGUGCCCUUGUCUUGCGCUUCGUCCUGGACGACAGCUCGAUGUGCUUUGUGAACUGCCAUUUGGCGGCCGGCCAAACCCAGACCGCAAACCGAAAUAAUGAUAUUGCUGCGAUCCUAGAGGCCGAGUCCCUGCCUGCGGAAAAUAGCAUGACCUUGCGGACAGAUCAGUUCGCCAGUGGUGGUGAUGGCUCCAUGAUCAUGGACCAUGAAGUGUGCAUUCUGAACGGAGAUCUGAACUACCGAAUCGACGCAAUCCCUCGAAAUGUGAUCAUCGACGCAGUUCGUCAGAACAACCUACCAAAACUCCUGGACCGAGACCAGCUACUUGCUUCCCGGCGGAAGAACCCCGGUUUCCGCCUGCGCUCCUUCACCGAGUCACCCAUCACCUUCGCCCCGACCUACAAGUACGACGUGGGCACGGACGAGUAUGACUCCAGUGACAAGAAACGCUCUCCCGCCUGGUGCGACCGCAUCCUAUACCGUGGCCUGGGCCGUGUCAAGCAGCUCGAUUACCGACGACAUGAGGUUCGCGCCUCUGACCACCGGCCGGUCAGUGCGGCGUUUAAAAUUCGCGCCAAGACAGUCCUAAGUCAAGAACGGAACGCGACGUGGGAUGCGUGCAACACGGAGUUCCAGGAUGAGAAACGCCGCUUGGCUUCUGAAGCUAGCAUCGAGUAUCUCAUCACUGUCCUCGGAACAGAUCCCCGCCAGGCCCGUUCCUUGAUCCUGGGAAAGCAAUAG
Molecule: messenger RNA, 3621 nt
Organism: Penicillium samsonianum
Lineage: Eukaryota; Fungi; Ascomycota; Eurotiomycetes; Eurotiales; Aspergillaceae
Product: putative inositol polyphosphate phosphatase
Exons: 5
Coding region: 1-3621 (1206 amino acids)
Biological process (GO): phosphatidylinositol dephosphorylation
Molecular function (GO): phosphatidylinositol-4,5-bisphosphate 5-phosphatase activity; protein binding
Source: RefSeq, a predicted model, not a curated record